Amorphotheca resinae ATCC 22711 is the source of this 416-nucleotide messenger RNA. RefSeq lists its product as hypothetical. The record is from RefSeq and is a predicted model, not a curated record. Lineage: Eukaryota; Fungi; Ascomycota; Leotiomycetes; Helotiales; Amorphothecaceae. Bases 87 to 302 code for a protein of 71 amino acids. The transcript has a single exon.
GGCGCGAGAGACAGCCAGAAUGGGACAGAAAGGAGAACAAGAAGAUCCACAGUCAUGACCGUACACGACCAAACACCACUCACGAAAUGGAACAAAUGGACGAACGAACGAACGAACGAAAAUAUGGAGCGGGCGUUAGUCAUCGAGUUUACCUUGCAAUAUCAAGGAUUUCCUUUUUAUUUGCCCUUCUUCUUUUAGCGUUUCGUUAUGGAACCCCUCUCUUGUGCAAAUUCGCACCAACAAAGAUUCAGAUCGGAAUAGCAGAUUCUCUCCAUCUCUCCUUCGUUUUUCAUAAUAUGUGAUUCUAUGCUAUUUAACUGCGUAUUGAUAUUGGUCCUCCAACUUGCUCGUCCCUCACCGCCGCGGACAGGGCCUCCGCCGAGCAACUAUAAUGCCGCCCAAAAAAAGUCCAAAAA